UCUAUGUUGAGAGUUGAAGUUGGAGAGUAGGGUGAUCGAUCCGAUCCAAUCCAAUCACAAAAAUGCAAUGGGUUUACACAAAUUAUAGUGCGCAACACAAUGGUUCUAAGUUUCAAAGUGCAAUUUGAUCAUUUAUAAAACUAAUCACCAAACCCAAAUGUUCGAUUUUGGAAUUUAUGGCCAUUUGGGCUGUUGGGUCCUUCGGAUUCUUCUUCUGCUGCAAACCCCUUUCGGACGCCGCUCGCCGUCGCCGUUUUCUUCGUCGGUCUCCACCUUAUGGAUUGCCACUUUACUCGGAUGCCAUACAUUCACAUGAGAUUAUUAGGUACAACAUUUACAGUUAAGCUUGCCCCGAAUCCUGCCCUCUGGAAGAUUUCUUAUUACCCAGUAGCCAAUAUCAAUUUUCCAUCUAAUGCUACGCCAAUUAAUCAUCAGAUGUCUAUAAUAAGGAGUGAUUCACUAUUUUCUCCUUUCAAUGUCUUCAACAGAACGAGUUCUUCACAAGCCUUCCUGUUUAUGGUUGAUGAGGGUAGAAAUUCCCACUUUGGUGAGUGCUACAAGUCUAAAUGUUCCUCAUGUUCUAUUGAGAAGCAGGUUUUGAGCAACAAAGAUGAUUCCCCAGAAAAUCUUGAGACUGAAAAUGACAACGAAUGGCAAAGACGAAAAAAGAUAGGACUUGCAAAUAAAGGGCGAGUGCCAUGGAACAAGGGCAAGAAACACAACCUGGAAACUCGUAAACGAAUCAAGCAGAGAACAAUUGAAGCCUUGAGAGACCCUGAGGUGAGAAGGAAGAUGUCCGAAUAUCCCCGCACUCACAGUGAUCAGGUCAAGGUUAAAAUUAGCUCUUCACUCAGACGUGUUUGGGGAAAGAGACUAUUGAAGAAGAGAUUAAAUGAGACAUUCUUUCUAUCGUGGAUGGAAAGCAUUGCUGUUGCUGCAAAGAAAGGAGGGAAGGAAGAACAAGAACUCGACUGGGACAGCUACGACAAGAUAAAACAAGAAACACUUCACCAAGAGCUUCAACGGGUUGCAGAGAAGGAAAAAUUAAAAGCGAUGAGAGCAGAGAAUGCAAAAAUGAGAGAAGUCCAAAGGAGGGUUCGUAAGAAAGAAAAAGGGGAUGACAAUGCCAAAACAAAGAAGUUGAAAAUGUGUUCCAGAAGAAGAGAUGCGGGGAAAAGAAAGGGAAAAGAAGAAGAUGACAACUUGAGAAAGAUGAAGAAAUCGACUACCAUUGAAAGAUCAAAGCUUAAGCAGAGAUUGAAAAAGAUUCGCAAAAAGAUUUCCAUAAAUGGUGCAGUCACUACUCAAGGAAGUAUAGCAUCAGUGGCACCGCAAAACACAUCCUGGGAAACACUGGAUCUGGAUCUUAUAAAGAAAGGUCAAAUGAGAAAAGAAGCAUCACUGGCAGAUCAAAUUCAAGUUGCUAAGAAUAGAAAAGCUGAAUCUACAGCCUGCAAAGUUCUUAUAGCAGCCUCUACUUUGGCAUUCCAGUGCACCGGGGUUGCGGAAAGAUAACCUUCAACUGUUCUUUACUGCUUGCAAGAAGAGCAACUAUCUGGUGUCUGAAGGCGCCUUUUCCUCCCAUUCCAGAUUCUUGGAACAUUUAGAUCCAUUAGAGUUAUACGAAGAUCGUUCGAUUCUACACAAGUAAAAAGGUUAAAACUCAGGAGUGUUGAAAUACUUGAAGAAAAGGCAGUGACAACAACUGACGAAAACUUUUACAAUCUGUAUUAGCAAAAGCUCAAUGUCCAUGGCAGCAGAAAGAAAAAUUGACUUUGCCCUUUUUCCCCUCAACUUUUGCAAUUGAAUUAUAGAAAAGAAAAGUUAACAAUGGAAAGCAUUUGACA
Cucumis melo (muskmelon) is the source of this 1847-nucleotide messenger RNA. RefSeq lists its product as uncharacterized. Bases 277 to 1515 code for a protein of 412 amino acids. Gene Ontology annotation, molecular function: DNA binding. The transcript is spliced from 7 exons. The record is from RefSeq and is a predicted model, not a curated record. Lineage: Eukaryota; Viridiplantae; Streptophyta; Magnoliopsida; Cucurbitales; Cucurbitaceae.